Mugil cephalus (flathead mullet) is the source of this 2779-nucleotide messenger RNA. It is a transcript of the gene cyld2, whose product is annotated as cylindromatosis (turban tumor syndrome), b. Gene Ontology annotation, biological process: protein K63-linked deubiquitination. The record is from RefSeq and is a predicted model, not a curated record. Lineage: Eukaryota; Metazoa; Chordata; Actinopteri; Mugiliformes; Mugilidae. Gene Ontology annotation, molecular function: K63-linked deubiquitinase activity; cysteine-type deubiquitinase activity. The coding region runs from base 220 to 2340 and encodes 706 amino acids. Gene Ontology annotation, cellular component: cytosol. The transcript has 14 exons.
AGGUCAGUGUUUAAAUACCUGCCGCUCAACCCUCCUCCUACUCAGAGCAAGUCAGCAGGAAGUGAUACGUCCCGGACAGGAGUCACCUGCUUUAGUUUGCGCUUAAUUCAUGAGGGAACAGUGGAUUUUCUGACAGCGGAUGAUUAGUUCUUGACAAAUAGGUGGCUUUUCCCAAAACCGGUUUAACAGACUAUCCCGGUCAAAGUGAGAGGGGUUUCAAUGGAGCCCAAACCUGUGGCGAAUGAAAAGUUUUUCCUCGUCAUCCGCGGGAAGUCGAGGAAAGGCUUCUGCAGAGGAUGCAUCGGCCGUGUGGAGGCAGAGACACAGCACGGGGAGAUCGUGGGGCUCGUGUACUGCAGCAGCGCGGGGAGCCCCAAGAACGGGGGCGUCGUGAGGAGGGAGGACACGUAUCCGCUGAGCCGACACCAGGCCCAGCUCUUACUCUUUGUGUCCACGCCGAGCAAGCGCCUGGAGCUGCUGUGUAACCCCCAGCUCUUCACGGCCAUCUGCGAGCUGACACAGGACGACCUGGUGGUGGUGAAGCACAAGAGGGGCCACAUGCCCGCAGUGGUGAAGAACCUCAUGCAGAUUGGAAGGAAGGAGAGCAAAGAAGACCUGCACAUGCUCGGCUUUGAGGUGGAGCUUUUGGAGAGUGAUCACAAUGUGUCAUCCAAGAAACCUGCCCCUCUUCCUCUUUUCAGCGCUGCAGACAUCAUCCAGGUGGUCCCAUCGUACUCCGUCCCACUCGGUCUUCAUUGGAAAGAUGGCAAAUGUGGGAGCCUAAACAGAAAACCGGUGUCCCGCAUCAAUUCCAUGCCAAAUAUUGGAUCAAGACCAGUGAUCGAGAACCGGACGGGCCAGAGCGUCGUUCACAACCAAAGUCUGAGCACAUCUCAAAUGCCUCUGGAGGUGGGGUCCAUGGUGGAGGUGGUUUCCAACUCUGGGGUCACAGUGUAUGGAGUCAUCCAGUGGUUGGGGGUCCCUGGAGGAAAGAUUGGUGAAUGGGCCGGGAUUGAGUUGGACUAUGAGGUGAACGGCUGCUCUGAUGGGAAAUACGGAGGUCAUAGAUAUUUCACCUGCAAAGGAAACAGGGCUUUGUUUGUUCCCAUCACAAAGUGCAGCCCCGAUGGCAGAUUUGUCUCCUCUUCAGGAAAGGGGACCAAACCCCCUGAAACCCCUCCAGUUCCUCCAUUUGAAGAGUCGGACGAGGAUGUACCACCUGUGCCUGAGUCAGAGGCAUUGUCUUUGUUAGUGGGGAAAAUGAAGGGGAUUCAGGGUCACAUCAAUUCCUGUUACCUUGAUGCCACGCUCUUCAGUUUGUUCAGUUCAUCUGUGACCCUGGAUAGUAUUUGCCAGAAGCCCACUGACGAAGAGGAACCCAUAACAUGCACUCUAAGAACCAUAGUCAACCGUUUGCGCAGACAAGGGUUUGUGCCUGCGGAGAGUGUGAUGAAUUUCCGCAAGCAGCUUGGCUGUGACACCUUUCGGACAGAGGAAAAAGACCCAGAGGAGUUCAUCACGGUGCUCUUUCAGAAGGUGCUCUGCGUGGAGCCCCUGUUAAAGCUCAGAUCGAACCGAGAAGAGUCUCAAGGUGCCUACACCUUGCAGAUCUUUCUGGAAAAGGAACAGAUGGGGCGGGUUCCCACCGUCCAACAGCUGCUGGACACAUCUUGCGUGUCAGGUGACCUCAAAUUUGAAAUGAUGCCAUCCUGUCUAAUGAUUCAGAUGCCAAGGUUCGGAAACAAGUAUAAGAUGUUUUCUCACAUCAUUCCCUCAAUGGAGCUGGACAUCACAGAUCUCCUGUACAACUCGCCAAGGGAAUGCUUCAUCUGUGGGAAUUUGGCGGAGUAUGAGUGUCUUCAGUGUGUACCAGAUCGUAAACUGCAGCCAGGAAGAAUCAAACAGUAUUGCGCUACCUGCAACACACAGGUGCACACUCUUCCCUCGCGGCGCUGUCACUCUCCCAGUGCUCUAACCGUACCAGCAGACGUAGCCUCGGAUUCUCCUGUGUCCAGACACACAAUGCAGCUGUUUGCUGUGCUCUGCAUUCAAACCAGCCACUAUGUGUCUUUUGUCAAAUACGGCGCGGACCCUCACUCCUGGCUCUUCUUCGAUAGCAUGGCAGACAGAUGCGGUGACGAUCAAAGUGGCUACAACAUUCCCGAGGUCCGAACUUGUCCAGAGCUGGGUGACUUCCUGUGCCAACCAGAGGAGGAGCUGGCUCAGGCCAACCCUGCGCAGGCUCCUGAACUAGUCAGAAGGCUGCUGUGUGACUCCUACAUGUUUUUAUAUCAGAACGCAGUCAUGCCAAUUUGUAAGCCAAACAAUGAGGAGCCUUAAACACACUCGAGGAAGAGGACACAAUGUUCCCAUAACAGUGCCUUUUAACAGCAUUACAUCUCUGCUUAAUCAGCUUUUGUGCACUUUAUAACGUCCAGACAGCGGGAACUGUAAUGGAUGCUUUCUAACACCAAGAAGAAAAACAACACUGCAGUUCAGAAAUCUGACUUUAUCUGAGUUAAUUUAUCUUAUUUGAAGGUGAUGUUGGUAUAUAAGGAUUGGAAGCAGUGAAAACAUGCUCUGACCCCCCCCCUUCUUCUUUUUUUUUUUACAAUGAAUGUUUGAAUGUUUUUCCCCUGAAUGUAUUGCUGUUGUCAAACUGUGGUUAUUUAUAGAAUUUGAAGGAAAUUGAGGGAUAUUAAUGAUUUUUUUUUCUUUUCCAUUGUCUUUAUUGUUUCUUUUGCCUAUCAUUUGGCAGAUUAAAGUCCACUCAAUGUCA